Molecule: messenger RNA, 1677 nt
Organism: Nasonia vitripennis (jewel wasp)
Lineage: Eukaryota; Metazoa; Arthropoda; Insecta; Hymenoptera; Pteromalidae
Gene: Hat1
Product: histone acetyltransferase type B catalytic subunit
Exons: 7
Coding region: 145-1374 (409 amino acids)
Biological process (GO): subtelomeric heterochromatin formation
Cellular component (GO): nucleus
Molecular function (GO): histone H4 acetyltransferase activity; histone binding
Source: RefSeq, a predicted model, not a curated record
UCGUACAUAUUAUAUAUAUAUUUAUUAUUCUAUUUUCGGAACCGCACAUUUGGCGCGAACAACGUUUCUGAUCACGUUUCAAACAAAUAUACUUAGGCGUUCUCUUGAAAAACGGUUAACUGUCGGCUGGUUUUAUCGAACAUCAUGGAAGAAGCAGUAGCAGCUCGCUUAAAACCGUUUGUCAUUAGUAGCAAUGAUGCUCUUGAAUUCAAAUUUGUUCGUAAAGUUGAAGAUUUGGACGACGAUGAAACCACCUUCAAACCAGAGAUGUCACAUCAAGUAUUUGGAGAUAGUGAAACCAUAUUUGGAUACAAGGACCUUCAAGUAAAAUUGUAUUAUACAGCUGGUAGUUUGGAAACUUAUUUGGGUAUGACUUAUUCUGAAAAAGUAAACAAACUUGUGUGUCAAGAUGUAAAACCUGAUGAAGUCUUGUCCAAAGUAGCUGAAAAGCUAGCACCUGAUGUACAUGAUAAUAUUGAUUCAUUCGUCAAAUCACUUUCUAAAGAUAAAGCUUUUAUACCAGCUGGAGAAAAUAUAUAUUCCUUUUCUGUAGAUGAUGAUGGUUUAGUUAGACAUUUUGAAGUGUACAAAGCUGACAUGAGCAACAAAAAAUUUAAAGAAUACCAUCAACGUUUGCAAACAUUUUUGUUAUGGUAUAUUGAUGCUGCAAAUUUUAUUGAUAUUGAUGACGACCAAUGGCAUUAUUUUAACAUGUUUGAAAGGUAUACAGAUGAAGAUGACUCUGUUCGUUAUGCUACAGUUGGUUUUGCAACUGUAUAUCAGUAUUAUGCUUAUCCCAACCUUACAAGACCCCGGAUAGCUCAAGUUUUAAUUUUACCACCAUUUCAAGGGAUAGGACUUGGAAGUCACUUAUUGAGGGCAAUUUAUCGUGAAUAUAUAAGUCGUUCUGAAGUCAAAGAUAUAACAGUGGAAGACCCUUCUGAAGAUUUUCAACGCUUGAGGGAUUAUGUGGAUGCUAUGAAUUGCCGUACAUUACCUAGCUUCUCAAAGGACAAUCUUGUUCAAGGUUUCAACAAAAGCAUGGCAAACGAGGCUCGAGAAAAGUUUAAAAUAAAUAAGAAACAAUCUCGCAGAAUAUAUGAAAUUCUGAGAUUACGAGUGACGGAUGUAUCAAACGAAUCUGAAUAUCGUGACUAUCGUUUGGAUGUUAAAAAGAGACUCAACAUACCGUACAGGAGAGAGGGAAAUUUGAAAAAACUAGAGGCGGCAUUCAAGUCAAACGAAAACCGACCGGGUGUUUCUUCCCUCUCAAUUAAAGAACAACGUAUUCAGACUCUUGAUAAGGAAUUCAAAGCUUUAGAAGACGAAUACAAGAAAGUGAUUAGAAGGCUUGAUAACAAUUCCGACUGUUGAUUUUUUUUUAUAUGGGUAAAACCCUGUCUUUUUAAAUUUUUUUUUAGUAAUAUUUGAUUUAUUUUUUUAUCAUAUUGAAUUGCAACUCGCAAGUGAGUGUAAAUCUUGAAUUUCUGUUUUUCAUUGUAAGCGUUUUUUUCGUACUUUUUACUAUAUAUUUGUCAUAAAAAUGAGCGUUAAAAAAUUUUCAUUUUUCCACCUAAGAUCGUGUGGUCAUUUUUCAAAGUUCGCAAAUGGUUUUUGUAGUUUUGACGUUACUUCUGUAAACUGUUGAUACGAAUAAAAAUGUAAAUACUCACUCUA